AAACAAGGCUUUUUAAAAGUCUUAUAUCGUGAAUUUGAACACAUUUAUAAAGUUUAUUAUAACUGUUUAGCCAUUGUUUUAGCAUCGCCAGGCACAGCGCCUUGUCACGAGGAUACCUGUCAGCGGCGAGAUUAAGUCACAAGAUAAAAAAUCAAAAUGAAGGCGAACAUCUUCGGAGCGGUGAUUCUCUGUGCAAUAUCACUGACACAAGGAUCAGAAUAUAAUUACUCAUAUGACAACAAUGAAAUCUGUAUUGAUGUCAAGAUGGAUGUUCUGUUUACCCUGAGUAAUGGAAAGGAAGUAGUAAAGUUUGAUGGAAAUAAUUUCACUGUGAAGAGUGGGGAUUGUGCAACUACAGGAGAAUAUCAGGCAGUAUUGACAUUGACAAAUUCCAACGAAGACUUACUGGCCUUGACUUUCAAUGUUAACACUGAUUUAUCGGUGAAUAUGAGCUCCAUGUUUACAUUUGCUCCAUUCGAAUUCUUUCCAGGAACACCCAUAGCAACUACAACAAAUUUGUUGGACACUGGAGACUUGAUCCUUGGAAACUACACCCAGCUGUAUCAGUGUUUAUCCCCUCAGAGAAUGACAUUAAAUGGAGUGUUGGAAGGCACCACUUACACAUUGUUCAUGGACAUGUCUAGCGUCCAGAUACAGGCAUUUAACAUAGAGAAUGGAACCAUCAGCACUGACGUGUUUGCCUGUAGUGCUGAUCAGAUGACAACUGUAGCACAAGAGACAACAAAAGCAACCUCUGAACCCACUAAACAAACAACAGAAACAUCAGCAUCUACUGUAACAACAGUGGUUCCAUCUACAGAAACAACAGUACUUCCAUCUAAUGAAACAACAGAGAAAACAACAGUGGGACCAUCUAACGUCACGACCGAGGGCCCCACCACUGAACCUAUAACAGUACCUCCCACCACUGCUCCUGCGCCUGCAUUCCCCCCAAGGUCCACAUACGAAGUCAUGGAGAAGUCUAAAGCCUGUCUCGUCAUGGCGGGAAGGUUCCAGCUAGAAGUUACAUACACAACACAAAAGAAUAAAACUGUCAAGACAAUUGUGAAUGUUCCAGUGAGCAGUAAUGUCACGGUAACAGGAAAGUGUGCCAGUGGAAAUGACACUGAAUCCAGUCUCAAAAUCACCCCAAAAGAUGAUGCAGAUAUUGAUUCCUUAACAUUUAAUUUCAAAAUCAUGGAUGGCAAAGCUAGCAUUGAGUCUUGGAUGGCAGAACUCAAAGAGCUAAAUCACACAGUGAAUGAAACCGUGAUGUUAACAUCUCCUAAACUAUAUUACAAGUGUGAAAAAGGGGGAAACUUCUCAGAUGAUAUUCUAGCCCUCAAGUACAAGGAGUUACAAGUACAGGCCUUUAAUGUGGAGAACGGGAAUUUUUCAGAAACUGGAUUUGACUGCCCAGCUGAUGCUCCUGAUGAGCCAGCUCCUGGGAAACCCCCAGUUGUAACAUACACUGCAACUGGUGGAAACAAGACCUGUGUUGUGUUUAAGGGAAGCAUCCAGUUCCACAUUCCUUAUGUUUCCACAAAGGGGAAUACAACAGCAGUGAUUUCUGUGCCUGUAAAAACCAAUACAACUGGUGAUUGCAACAUGACUAUGAAUGGUUUGUACACUCAGAUGUUGUCAAUCAGCUUUUAUGAAACCUGGAAGUUAAACUUGUACUUCUCAUCCAACAAGAAGCAAACAACAGAUCUACUAACAGCUGAUGCAGGUGUGGCUAACUACGACAUCUCUCAGAUUGAACUGACUUACGACUACAACAACAACCUCUUUUCAGAUGUUGAUGACAGUGUUGUUGGUAAAACUGAGAUGGUGACUACCAACCAGACCUUCCUGUCAACAUCUGCGAGCAAGAGCUACAUGUGCAGCAAAGAUACCACCUUUACUCUUAAUCAAAAUGGAUUGUCCAUGGUAACCAAAGAUCUUCAGUUCCAGGCUUUCAGAACGACAAACACAACAGAUUUUGAUGCUGCCACGGAAUGUGCAGGAGAUGAAGACACCAAUAGCAUUGUACCAAUCGCAGUGGGUGCUGCGCUGGCCGGACUGGUCAUCAUUGUACUGAUAGCUUAUCUGAUUGGACGAAAACGAAGUCGCUCUGGAUACGAACAGGUGUAAAAAUGACUUGAAUGACAAUAAUUUUUUUUUUUAAUUUACAUGCAGAUUUAACAUUUUUGUAAUUUAUAUAUUUCUUUAAUUCAAUUUUGGUUUUGUCCUUAAUAUGUGAAAAAUAGUGACUGGAAGAUUUUUUUAAUAACCUCAACAAAUGUUGAAAGAAAAGUGAAGACAAAUUUAAAAAAAAAAGGCUUUGAUGUACACUAAAUACUCAAUUUUAAAUUUAUUUUUUUCUCUUUUAUACACAAACCUAAUAAUGUUUAACAUUCCAAUGUGGAGGUUAAUUGUGUGUGAUAAACAUCAUGAAUGAAGCACAUAUGUACUAAAAUUUAAUUGUUUUGAAUGAGUAAUACUGUAAAUACUUUCCAUUUAUGAUUGAAGCAGGAGAAUAUAUAUUUGUUACUAGGCCAAAUGUUGAUAUGAAUAUAGCUAAGCUUUGAAUAUAGUCCAUGCUAAGAAAUGAUAUGUAAGCUUAGGUGUCAUAUCUGUAAAAGUUCGAGAUCUCAUAAAUAUUUUCAAUUCUUUUGUGGUUUUUGCUUUAGAUGAAUAUAGCAAGGAAUUAGAGUUUUAUAUAUACUGUGCUAGUCCAAGCUUUCAUAUACACUGUAGUUCAAGUUUCCACUUACAGAGAGGGUUCGGAUAAAAAUAGUUUUACAGGCAAAUCAAAAUUGGUAGCUGUGUAGAAAUUUUAAAAAAAAAAGAAAAGAAAUGAAAAAAAUUAAAAAUACAUAAGGCCAUGAAUGUUAUUCAUUUUAGGAACCUUGAAGUUCGCUACAAGCAAUUGUUGUUUACUGAUUUUCUGUUCUACAUUUAUUUGAGGCAGGGUGGGAAUUUUGUAUCUAUAUAUUUUCAUGUAUAUACAUGUAUAUAUAGAUAACAUAAUUUGUUGACAAUAUGAGGAUAAAGUUGAAGAAAAAGUACCUAUGAAUGUUAAUGUGAGAUAUUAAAGUGCUAUAUUUGCCAGUUUCUCCUCAUAUUAUGAUUAUAUUCUUUUGCAUGUGUGAAUGUUCAUCUUUUCGUGGUGUAACUUUUGUAAUAUUAUUUCAUUUGUGUGACUGAUAUCUUAUUUUUAAAAGUGUAUACUUGUAGUAAAUUUGAUAUUUAUCAUGUCUAGAAAUAAUGUGUCUAAUGUAUAAAACAUGAUCCAUUUUAUUAAAAUUUUUAAGUUCAUUUGGAAUAAAAAUAAUUGACAAGUACUUUCAGAAAAUUAUUUCGUUCAUGGGAAAAAAAAAACUUAAAACUAUGUGUUUGUAAGAGCCAUGGUUAUUUUUGAAACAUUACAUACAAUGUUAUGUGCAUGAAUUGAAAGAACCACUUAAACAAAAAAAAUUCAAAAUUAGUUUUCUCUGUGAUUAACAAAGGACUAACACAGGUGUGUUGGAAUAAGGAAAUUUGAAAGUUUUCCUUGAUACAUGAAUUGAUAACUUAAAUUUGCUUCCUUGGUUUUGCUUUGAGUUUAUUCUUGUCUUUAAUUGUUCAGCCAUUAUUGAGUACUCUACGUGUGAAAAAAUGCCAAGGUUCAAUGAUUGUUGUAUAUAUUUAUAACUUUUUAUGAUAAUUAAUGUUUUUUUUUCUUUUUCUUUUUUUUUGCUUUUAAAUUUGACUGAAAUGAAAGUGCAACUCUUAUUUUCAGAACAUUUAAUACACACAAAAUCGAAUGGUCUUUUGUUAACUCCAAUUCAGAAGAGUUCCACAAUUACCUUGAGGUAAUGGUGCAGGGUUCAAUUUCUCAUUAAAAAAAUCUUUCUUUUUUUUGUUUUUUUUUACUUUUUUCAUUUUCAACGUACACUGUAGUCCAAGUAUCAUUUUAUGAAAAUUGAUUGAAUCAUCACAAAAUUUCUUUUUCAUCUGAUAUAUAAUUCUUUAGAAAGCUGUGUACAGGGUUAUUUUGGUCACACUUUGUCAAAUUUUUGCCCUUCUGCAUUAUGGAAAUUAAUUUGGCCUAUUUUAAAUGCACCCAGAAACAAGACAAUAAGUUCAUUGAAUAUGAGAUUUUAAAUACAUCCACGCAAUUGUAAAAAGGGCAAAAAUAAAGUGGGGCUAACAAUUUUCCAUGUUUACAGUAUUUUAUUACAUGCAAAUACAGAGAUUGAACUUUCAUGUACACAGUACAAUGUACCCUUUUGUUUUCUUAUGAUGUUAAUUGAAAUCUUUCUUCUUUAUUUUGGAAAGAGGGAAUUGAACUGGGAGGAUAUUGGUUGAUGUUACCAGCAAAUUAUUACACUUUAUACUUUCUGUGAUCAUUUUUGUAGAGAACUUUGUCACCUUUGAAUUAAAAUAUUUUUGAUUGACAAAA
This is a messenger RNA of Saccostrea cuccullata (small rock oyster), 4426 nucleotides long. Its product is annotated as lysosome-associated membrane glycoprotein 2-like. Gene Ontology annotation, cellular component: plasma membrane; lysosomal membrane; late endosome membrane. The transcript is spliced from 10 exons. Gene Ontology annotation, biological process: establishment of protein localization to organelle. Bases 157 to 2133 code for a protein of 658 amino acids. NCBI's taxonomy places the organism in Eukaryota, Metazoa, Mollusca, Bivalvia, Ostreida, Ostreidae. The record is from RefSeq and is a predicted model, not a curated record.